Charadrius vociferus (killdeer) is the source of this 736-nucleotide messenger RNA. It is a transcript of the gene MYL9, whose product is annotated as myosin, light chain 9, regulatory. Gene Ontology annotation, cellular component: cytoplasm; stress fiber; myofibril. The coding region runs from base 100 to 618 and encodes 172 amino acids. Gene Ontology annotation, molecular function: calcium ion binding. The record is from RefSeq and is a predicted model, not a curated record. Gene Ontology annotation, biological process: platelet aggregation; myofibril assembly. The transcript has 4 exons. NCBI's taxonomy places the organism in Eukaryota, Metazoa, Chordata, Aves, Charadriiformes, Charadriidae.
GGCAGGCUCUGUGCAGCUGUAGGAGGAGUUUGCAGUCACCUCCCCCUCUGAGGCGCUGCGGCCAGAUUCCCCCACUGAGGUACCACCCCAGCUACCAAGAUGUCCAGCAAACGUGCCAAAGCCAAGACCACCAAGAAGCGCCCCCAGCGCGCCACCUCCAAUGUCUUCGCCAUGUUCGACCAGUCGCAGAUCCAGGAGUUCAAGGAAGCCUUCAACAUGAUUGACCAGAACCGUGACGGCUUCAUUGACAAGGAGGAUCUUCAUGACAUGCUGGCUUCCCUCGGGAAAAACCCCACCGACGAGUACCUGGAGGGUAUGAUGAGCGAGGCACCAGGGCCCAUCAACUUCACCAUGUUCCUCACCAUGUUUGGGGAGAAGCUGAACGGCACCGACCCAGAGGACGUCAUCCGCAACGCCUUUGCCUGCUUCGACGAGGAGGCGUCAGGCUUCAUUCACGAGGACCAUCUGCGUGAGCUGCUGACCACCAUGGGAGACAGGUUCACUGACGAGGAGGUGGAUGAGAUGUACCGGGAGGCGCCCAUUGACAAGAAGGGCAACUUCAACUAUGUGGAGUUCACCCGCAUCCUGAAGCACGGGGCCAAGGACAAGGACGAUUAGAGCCCGGGGCCGCUCACCCCCUCUGCCUCCUCCUGCGCACCCCCUCUGCCCCUCGGCUCCCCUUGCUGCCCCACAGCAGGCUCCCCCCAUGGGAAACACCUCCCAGGACCGGCACCCC